AUGGCCAACCACUCCCAACUAGGAUUCCAAGACGCCUCAUCCCCAAUUAUAGAAGAACUUGUAGAAUUCCACGACCACGCCCUAAUAGUCGCCCUAGCAAUCUGCAGCUUAGUACUAUACCUCCUCUCCUUGAUACUCAUAGAAAAACUAUCUUCAAACACUGUCGACGCCCAAGAAGUCGAACUAAUCUGAACAAUCUUACCAGCAAUCGUCCUUGUCAUAUUAGCCCUUCCAUCUCUACAAAUCCUUUACAUAAUAGACGAACUUGACCAACCCGACUUAACACUAAAAGCCAUUGGUCACCAAUGAUAUUGAAGCUACGAAUAUACCGACUUCAACGACCUCACAUUCGACUCUUACAUAGUCCCAACAACAGAGCUUCCACUAGGACACUUCCGACUGCUAGAAGUUGAUCACCGUAUCAUUGUUCCAAUAGAAUCCCCAAUCCGCAUUAUUAUCACAGCUGAUGACGUACUUCACUCAUGAGCUGUCCCUACUUUAGGAGUAAAAACAGAUGCAAUUCCAGGACGAUUGAACCAGUCAUCAUUCAUCACCACCCGUCCAGGAAUUUUUUAUGGCCAAUGCUCAGAAAUUUGCGGGGCAAACCACAGCUACAUACCAAUUGUUGUAGAAUCCACACCCCUCACUCACUUUGAAACCUGAGCCUCCCUAUUACAAUCCUAA
Colius striatus (speckled mousebird) is the source of this 684-nucleotide messenger RNA. NCBI's taxonomy places the organism in Eukaryota, Metazoa, Chordata, Aves, Coliiformes, Coliidae. The record is from the annotation of a RefSeq genome assembly.